Leptopilina boulardi is the source of this 2741-nucleotide messenger RNA. It is a transcript of the gene fat-spondin, whose product is annotated as spondin-1. Gene Ontology annotation, biological process: cell adhesion. The transcript is spliced from 12 exons. Lineage: Eukaryota; Metazoa; Arthropoda; Insecta; Hymenoptera; Figitidae. Gene Ontology annotation, cellular component: extracellular matrix. The record is from RefSeq and is a predicted model, not a curated record. The coding region runs from base 135 to 2408 and encodes 757 amino acids. Gene Ontology annotation, molecular function: serine-type endopeptidase inhibitor activity.
UUCCCAAUCUGUAGCAGUCGGUCUCGAAGUCGUCAUCUCGUUUAGUCGUGUCUCGUCAGUCUUAUACGAGCUUUGCUCAACUUGGUUUGAGAUUUUAACAUAACCGGGGUGAGUGCAAUUUUAAUUUGAAAAUAAUGUUACGGCUAAUUUUGGUGACGUUCAUCGUCGCCGGAGUUCAAGCCAGUUGUCCAAUGCGUCCAUCCUCGGAAGAAGCUUCCUCUCAACGACUUCCGGGUGACGGUGGUUAUCGUAUUUUGUUCAGUGGAGAUUUUGAUAAAUACAUUCCAAACGCUGUUUACACGAUUAGCCUACGAGGGACUCGCAAUCAUGAGAGACUUCAACAAUUUACACGUUUCACGCUAUCUAUCGAUUCACAACACUUGCCUAAUAACCCUGCUGCUCGAAUUGGAUAUUUGCAGCUCUUUUCAGAUUCGCUUGCUCAAUUUAAUGAAGAUUGUAUCAAUACAAUAUCCGAGUCAACUGACUAUUCAAAAUCAGAGAUUCAGGUGAUGUGGAGAGCACCAGCAUCAGGUUCUGGAUGUGUGGUAUUUACGGCAAUGAUAUUCGAAGAUUCAUCACAUUGGUAUGCCGAAGAUGGUGAAUUGACAAAAACAUUUUGUGAAAUGACAUCAGAUGAAGUUGAAAAAUUAGAUGACAAUAGAUGCUGUGCUUGUGAUGAAGCAAAAUACUCGAUGAUUAUGGAGGGAAUUUGGUCGAACAAUACACAUCCCAAGGAUUUUCCAUUUUCACUAUGGUUGACCCAUUUCAGUGAUGUGGUUGGUGCAUCACAUGAAACGAAUUUUUCCUUUUGGGGUCGUGAUCACACAGCAUCCGAUGGAUUUCGUCAACUCGCUGAAUGGGGCUCAGCAUCGGGAUUGGAAGCCGAAUUAAAAUCUCAAGCUCGCCACCUGAGGACCUACAUCAAGGCUGCUGGACUUUGGUAUCCCAAUGUCAACACUAAUACAACCGCGAAUUUCAGAGUUGACAAAAAGCAUCCAUUACUGUCAGUAGCCUCAAUGUUGGGACCAUCGCCCGAUUGGGUUGUGGGUGUGAGUAAAUUGAAUCUUUGUCAAAAAGAUUGCUCAUGGGUGAAGAGUAUGAUUAUUGAUCUUUAUCCAUGGGAUGCUGGCACUGACAAUGGUAUCAGUUAUAUGUCAACAAAUUCAGAAACUAAGCCACGUGAAAAAAUGAAGCCAAUCACAACAUCUUAUCCCGAGGAUCCUAGAUCACCAUUUUAUGAUCCAAGUGGAAAACCAAUGCUACCAUUGGCAAGACUCUAUUUAAAUAGAGAAACUAUUGUACCAAAAAGUUGUGACGAACAAGAUCUUCAACAGCAAAUUGCUGAAUUUGAAGUCACUGAGAAUACAGAAGACACAUCAAGACCUGAGUGUCUUACUACGGAAUACUCGCCCUGGUCAACGUGUUCAGUGACUUGCGGUAAAGGAUUGAGAAUGAGAAAAAGAGAUUAUAGAAUACCGGAAAAAGCUGCAAUGAUGGGUUGUAAUAGACAAUUGAUUUCAAAGGAAAUGUGUCUCGCGACAAGUGGCGAAUGUCCGAACGAUGCAGAAAAUGAGGACAAAGCUUUCUCUGUUAAUGAAUCCGAUUGUGAAACAUCAAAAUGGACUGAUUGGUCAGAGUGCUCAGCAUCUUGUGGUCCUGGCUUAACAAUGAGAACAAGAAAGCUCAUUUAUCGAAAUAAUCGAAAAAAGUGCAAUCACAUAUCACUUAUCGAAAAGUCUAAGUGUAUGAAACCAAAUUGUGCAUCUGGAACUGAAGAGAAACUUGAUCCCAAGUGCCCUCUUUCAGACUGGUCAACCUGGUCACCUUGCAGUGUCACUUGUGGAAAGGGAGUAAAAAUGAGAAUGAGAUUAUUAUUGACUGGUGAUACUUCAUUAAAUGCAGAAUGUUCUUCAAAAGUUCAACUUGUACAACAAAUUUCCUGUACGGAUGCAGAAGAAUGUACCAUUGAUAUGGCAACUGCCAAAGUUAUUUGUAUGGAAGAAUUGGAAAUUGGUCCAUGCAGAGGACACUUUGAACGUUGGGCUUUUGAUACACGUAAGCUCAUGUGUGUUCCAUUCUUUUACGGAGGUUGUCGAGGAAAUAAAAAUAAUUUCCCAACUGCUGAUGAAUGCACAAAAACUUGUGAAAUUGUUCGUUCAGCUCUCACUGGUCAGCAGCCAUUGAUGAAACAAAAUGAACCUUUUUCUCAAAGUCACGAUAUAAACAAUACAAAAAUUGAUUGUAUGGUUUCUCCCUGGUCACCAUGGUCAACCUGUAAUGUUUCCUGUGGACAUGGUUACGUUUACAGUUCGAGAUUUAUCAAGCGUCAACCUGAAAAUGGAGGUGCUCCUUGUCCCAAAAAAUUGCAGCGAAAAGCACGUUGUAGUCUUGCACCUUGUGACGAAUAAAAAACUAAAAAACAUUUAAAAAAAAGAAUAACAAUUAAAAAAAGAAAAAUAUUUUAAAAAAACGUUACAAAAAGAAAUUGUAAAAAAUCGAUCAAAAGUCGAAACCAAUAGAGGCUGAGAUAUUUUUUACUUUUAUAAAUUUUGUUUUAAAAAUGUAGAUUAAAAAUGAUUUUUUUUUUUUUUUUUGCUUUAUUUAAUAAACGAUUUUUGAUAAAAAAUAAUAUAAAAUGAAAUAAAUUAUUAGUAUACAUUGACUAAAAAAACAAUAUUAUAAAAUAUAUAAAUAAAUAUCAAAUGUAUCAAUAUUUAAAUAUAUUUUUUAAGAGUAUUGUA